AUGGAGAUGCAAGCGGAUGAGGAUAAUGGUAGUAACAGUAAGUAUAUCAUUUGCGAUGUGGCUUUAUCAAAAAUCAUAUCAUUUGAAAACGUCAAGCGGUCGUUAGUCAAUCGUACGGCAGGAACACUGCUACGACCGAUUGUUAUUGAUGGACCGUUGAUUGGCGUCAGCUACGAUGAAAAGUACGCAAUGAACGAUGAUAUGUAUUUUGAGAACUACGUUGGACAGAUGAAAGCAACCGGAAAGACACGUACAGGAUUCAAGAUUAUGAAACCAUACCCGGUGCAAGCUCUGGUGAAGAUUUUGUUUUAUUUUAUUGCCCGUGGACAUAAGACGACUGCUUUUUUACCGGUCUUUUUUGACGAACGGUUAGAUGAAUCGUGUUGCAAUCGAUGUGCGUUGGUUAGUAAUGUGGAGCAGUUCCGUGAGCUUGUGCUCUUGAAACUGAUUAAAUUCCUACCACAUAAAGAUUUUGCAAAUGAAAUAAAGCAUUAUGCUGCCGACUGUCAUGGAAUUUUGGUUACUAACCCGGAGGCAUUCUAUUUUAACAAUUUUAAUUUGCAUCGAAAUGAUCACUCGGAACAGGGCAUCACAUCUGCCAGUGCAACAAACACUUCAUGUGAUUUGAUGUGUAGCACCGCGAUAUUCGAAAUAUUGUCCGAUAAGAACAAAGUGCCAGUAAUUAUACCUCUUUUCCGACCUUACAACCACCGACUGGUCAUCUCCUUAGAUGUUACUUGGAAGAAGGUAUUGCAAGUUGAAAAGCCAGAAGUCAGUGCUUCUGAUUACAGGUUGUUAGUUAAUGAACAAUUGAUGCUUCAGACGCAAUUUAGAUUGCUGAGCAAGUUAGUCUCCAUGAUGGAUGAUCAAUUUCCGUGUGGUCCAUCUGAUGCUGACAUUGUUCCACUUUUUCAGUAUACACUAGGAUUUACUGAUGAAGCAAUAUCUUCAGCGAGUUUAUUUAAAGAUUGUGGUGAUGGAGAAUAA
Messenger RNA from Brugia malayi, 987 nucleotides. RefSeq lists its product as uncharacterized. The transcript has 2 exons. Lineage: Eukaryota; Metazoa; Nematoda; Chromadorea; Rhabditida; Onchocercidae. The record is from RefSeq and is a predicted model, not a curated record. The coding region runs from base 1 to 987 and encodes 328 amino acids.